CCGAUGAGCAUACAAGUGCCCCUGCUCACCGCGGGGCACGACAAGGGCGGAGAGAAUUCCGCGGCGGCGGAGGCGAAGCGGCUGCUUUGGCUGGCCGGGCCGCUGGUGGCAAGCGGCCUCUUUCGGAGCGCGCUCCAGAUGGUGUCCGUCAUGUUCGUUGGCCACCUCGGCGAGCUUCCCCUCGCCGGCGCCUCCGUAGCCACCUCCCUCGCCAGCGCCACCGGUUUCUGCUUCUUCAUUGGCAUGUCGAACGCCCUGGACACGCUGUGCGGGCAGGCGUUCGGCGCGCGGCAGUACAACCUCCUGGGCGUCUACAUGCAGAGUGCGAUGGUGGUGCUUGCGCUCGUCUGCGUCCCGGUGGCCUUCGUCUGGGCCUGCACCUCGCAGAUCCUGGUGUUCCUCGGCCAGGACCGGGCCAUCGCCGCCGAGGCCGGCGCCUACGCGCGGUGGCUCAUCCCGUCCCUCGUCCCGUACGUGCCCCUCGUAUGCCACAUCAGGUUCCUGCAGACGCAGAGCAUCGUCCUGCCGGUGAUGGCCAGCUCCGCCGUCACGGCGCUAGGGCACGUCGGCGUGUGCUGGGUGCUCGUGCACAAGGCCGGCAUGGGGAGCAGAGGCGCGGCGCUGAGCAACGCCGUCUCGUACUGCGUCAAUCUGGCAAUACUGGUUGUGUACGUGAGGGUGUCGAGUGCCUGCAAGCGGACGUGGACUGGGUUCUCCAUGGAGGCGUGGAAGGAGCUGCGACGGUUCACCCAGCUCGCCAUCCCGUCCGCCAUGAUGUUUUGCUUGGAGCAGUGGUCGUUUGAACUGCUCGUGCUUCUCUCCGGUCUUCUGCCCAAUCCAGCCCUUGAAACCUCUGUACUGUCGAUAUGCCUUAACACUGGCGAUCUCAUCUUCAUGGUGGCGUCCGGUCUCUGCACAGCCAUAAGCACACGCGUUUCGAACGAGCUUGGUGCUGGCCAUCCACAGGCAGCAAAGCGGGCAACCAAAGUGGUCAUAUGCAUGGCAUUGUCUGAAGGAUUGGUGAUUGCCAUAACAAUGGUUUUGCUACGCAACUUCUGGGGUUACGUGUACAGCAACGAGGAGGACGUUGUGAGAUACAUUGCUCGGAUGAUACCUAUCCUCGCCAUAUCGUACUUCAUAGAUGGCCUCCACAGUUCUCUCUCAGGUGUGCUAACCGGGUGUGGCAAGCAGAAGAUUGGCGCUCGUGUCAACCUUGGCGCAUUCUACUUGGCCGGCAUUCCCGUGGCUGUGUUGCUUGCAUUUGUCCUCCAUCUAAAUGGAAUGGGUCUUUGGCUAGGUAUCGUCUGCGGUAGCAUGACCAAGCUUUUGUUCCUUCUGUGGAUCACAAUGUGUAUAAACUGGGAGAAAGAGGCAAUUAGGGCAAAAGAAAUGGCGCUGCAGUCAUCUCUUCCGGUAGCAUGACGACAUAGUAUGAUGCUGCCAUGUCAUGCUCCUUAGCUCACUAAUGAAACCUCCACUACGGCCGGUUGCCUUAUGCAUUAAGGAAGGACAACUCCACUAGGAUGGCUUGAUUUCAGCAUUCAGGUUCCUUCCACUAUGAAUAAGGGCUUUGUUUUCAAACUUUAUUUUUCUAUUGACUUUAUGGGCUGUGCGCAUCUUGUUAUGCAGAGUAUGAGUGUAAAGUCUGUUGUUUGUAUCGACUUGAUGCGACUUUUAAGAUCAUAAAUCAUUUAUAAAAAAGAUAUCUAAUAGGAUGACAUUAAGGUGGCUUCUCCUUUAUUGUAAUUGAUACUGUAUGUCCUAUCACCUUUGAAUUUAUGUAAAAGAUGGAUGCAAAUAAAUAAACAAGUGUAAGCUUCUAUUUUCAA
Molecule: messenger RNA, 1829 nt
Organism: Lolium rigidum
Lineage: Eukaryota; Viridiplantae; Streptophyta; Magnoliopsida; Poales; Poaceae
Product: protein DETOXIFICATION 16-like
Exons: 7
Coding region: 4-1422 (472 amino acids)
Biological process (GO): xenobiotic detoxification by transmembrane export across the plasma membrane
Cellular component (GO): membrane
Molecular function (GO): xenobiotic transmembrane transporter activity; antiporter activity
Source: RefSeq, a predicted model, not a curated record